Molecule: messenger RNA, 31209 nt
Organism: Podarcis lilfordi (Lilford's wall lizard)
Lineage: Eukaryota; Metazoa; Chordata; Lepidosauria; Squamata; Lacertidae
Source: the annotation of a GenBank genome assembly
CUGGAACUGAGGCAACCUCUGUGUCCCUGUUGAGAAAACCAAACUGGCCUAAAACCUAGGCAGUGCUCUCCUCCGUCCCUGCAUCGGAGUAGGAAGAGUUGCUAAAGGCUCCGCUCCCCGUGAGUGGCGGCAGGAUACCGCUCUACUUGUGUCGGCCUAGGGCUAACGCUGAAAGAAGUCCCGCCACACACCAAAAGCUCCUUGGCGGCGGGCAUGUGUGGGAAGGCCUCGAGCCUUUCAGAGGCAAGAGGGGAGUCUGCAGGCAUCCUUUUUGUCUGGCGCGGGAGACCAUCGUGGUCUGGAUUACAAGUAGGGCUGACGCAGGGAGGGGGAAACCCAAGGCGGGUUCGCCGAAAAGGCGCCCUUGAGCAAAGCAGGAGGCGGCUUGGGGGGUUGGUGGUGUGCUUGACCUUUUCCAAGCUCCUGCUUCUCCCCCAUCAUAAGUGAACUGAUUCUGCAAACGGCCCGUGGAGGGAAAAUACAUUUUGAAACCGCAGUGGGGGAAAUUUAUUUUUUUAAAACUGGCGGAAUCCCAGCGCCGAGAGAGAGUUGAUUCGGGAGCGUUGCACGAGCGCUGCUGCUAGGAAGGCGCCCCUCGGGGCCACCUCAGCCUCCCUGGGCGCUGCUUUGCAACGGGGCUCGGCGUCCUGCGCGUCGCGGGUGGGGAGAGGAGGAGGUGGGAGGCUGUGGGGAAGAGUUUCAGCGGGAAGAGGCUGCGGAGGGAGGAGCUUGCAAAGGGAGCCCCUCUGCCUGCUCGUCGCCCCUCCCCGAGCCGUCCGCUUGCUCCCGGCUCUCGCGUCGGCCGGCAGCCUUGCAGUGGGAGCCGAAGGGGCGCCUGGGCGAGGGCAACAUGCGGAGCCCCUCCGUCUGCUUGGCUGCUCUCCUGCUGGCGGUGGGCGCGCGCUUCAGCCUCGCGUACCAAGGUAAGGGGGCUCAGGAGAGGGGGCGGAAACCGAGGAGGGGGGCGGCGGGGAUGCAUUCGGGGCCGCGCGGGGAAGGCGGCGCUUCCGAGUCCGCUCAGGCGCCUUCGAGGAAAGAGACGCCGCCGCCGCCGCCGCCGCUUAGUCUUCGGCUGCAGCAACCUGGCCGAAAGUUACGCCCAAGGUGGGGAAGCGGCGGCCGACCCUUGGGAGGGACGCCCCGAAAUAAGAAUAUAGUGUGCUCGUCGUGUGGGUUUGCAAUUCUUUUGCAUAAGAAUUUCCUUUCAGAAACAAAGCUUCUAGUAGACAUGGGGCGUCAGUUGUUGAAGGCUGCUUGGGAGGAGGGGGGAGAGACUUUAAAAGUUUGCGCGGGUUGACUCCCCAGCCGGUGCUAAUCUUUCGGGCAACGGCGGUCUCGUCCACGUAAGUGUUCCACACAAAGCUGAUAACUUGUAAAUGCACCUAACACCUGUGUGUAAUUAAGAGUUGGCUGCAGUCUUAUUCUGCACGUGAAUGGAUCCGAGUUAUGUGGUACAUACGAGUAUAGGAAUAAUGAAUGGCUGGCAAACGCUUCAGUUAGCCUUGUAUCCACCACUACAUACAAAGUACUGGCACACAGUUUAAAUGUGAUGCCUGGCAUGGAAAUAGUAGCAGAGCCCCUUACAGGUGGCAUCACAUCAAAGUUAAGUUGCUGUGCUUGCCUGAGAAGUGUUAUCACACUGGCAUGGUAUACUCCCCCAUGCACCUGAAGACCCAGUUCAGACUUCCUGCUCACAUGGAUCAUCUGCAGUAUAUAUUUUUAAAAGAUUGUCUGAUGUCAUGUACAGUUGGUUAUAUGGUGCUGAUAACACCAAGGUUAAUAGGUUUGAUCCUGGUAAGGGACAGCUGCAUAUUCCUGCAGUGCUCAGGGUUGGGAUACUUUGAGCCUCGGGGUCCCUUGCAACUGUGAUUCUAUGAUAUAAGCCAGGUCAUACCAAAAUCUGAAUCCUGUGUGUUGCAGUGGAUGCAUGCAACAAGCUCACCAUGGUUCGAGCGCCAAAAUAUAGCUGUUUUCUGUGGGUCUGUGAAUCAAACCUGAUCAUUAGCCUUUAGUCAGGAUAGUUUCAUCCUGCUGAUCCUGCAUGCUAAAGGCAGGGUCCUUUGGGCUAGAUGUUCUUGUCUGGUUGUUAACUGGAUUAUAGGCUAUGUUCAAAUCCCUGUCAAGUGACAGCCUCCCUGUGUGGCCCAGGGAAAGUCUUCAGCCUCAGUUCUGUAAAAUGGGAAUUCUACUGAUUUACCUCACAGGGCAAAACUAAACUAUAUAUUUUUUAAAAGCAAAACAUCAAAGAAAACCAUAAGCAUUGAUGCAAGAAGGAGCAAGAGAAAACUAUAAAAUGCUUUUCUUGUUAAAAGUGCUAAUUAGAGUAUAUUAGGGCCUUUGAUCAUGAUGGGUUGUGGGUACCCAAUGUACUAUAUUUGGCUUUCUACUAGUCUACCCAAGGGGGCUUCUGCUUGUGUUUAAAUGUAUGUUGGUUGUUGACAUAGGACUAUGCUGAAUAAUCUCAUGAACAUGUUAGUUUGUUGCCAUCUCUCUUUCUGGAAUAGUUUAUAAGAGCAGAGGAUGCGUACAUACUGUAUGAGGAGGACCCUAGCAUUUUUCACUAGUGUUGGACGUUGUUGAGAAUUGGCUGUUUUUAAUGGCAAUACAGUGCUGGGAGAGGCUGGCAAGAUGACACAGGGUCUUCUAAUUUCCAGGAGCAUAAUACUACGUGUUUUACACAUGAAUGCAAAAUAAUAGUUUUACACCUCCCUUUCAAUUAUGUUGUAUUUGUAGAUAGGCAUUUUUAUUGUAUAUUCAUUAGCCACUGGGAAAAAUCCAUUUGUUUUAUUUAUUUUAUGAUAUAAUCUCCAUAUCAGUGCAGUUUAUAGCUUAUGAAAAAUGUAAAGCAGUGACCAAUAAAACAGCAUCAUAUAUACACAAUAAUACAACAGCCUAAAACACCUAUGCACAGCAGUUAAGAUGCAGUCAUGUUUUAUCAUCCAAUUGCUUGCUGCAAUAAAAAUGUCUUUAUAAGAGCAUAACUGGGAAGGAGAGUUCCGCAGCAUGGUCACAAAAGACCAUAUUGUGACCAUAUUGUGUUCCUUCUUUUCAUCAAUCAAAAGUUAGAUAAAGAUGGGAUUUGGAGUAAUGCUCCCUAUGAUGUAGGGAAGAUUCCAUGGGAGAAGAUGCUUCUUGAGGUAGUCUGGCUCAGGUUAUUUUAUGGCUUUCAAGGCUAGAACCAGCACCUUGAAUUGCUCCAACAAGCUGAAAGCUAAUAAAGUUCUUUAGAUACCAGUGCUCUGUGCUUCCAUUUGCUUAUUCUUGGUAACAAGUGAACUUAUGAGUUCUGAACUAAGCUAACUGAAGUUUGCAAACAAGUCUUCAAGGGCAGCAUCAAACAGAGCACCUUCCAUAGGGUGGCGAUCUCCAUGGAUAGCUCACCAUUCUGUAGCACUGGCCUCAGCUGGCAUAUCAAACUGAGGGAGUGAAAAGCACUGUUGCCUUUGGUUCCAGGAGGAAAAGCCAGGUUGAGGAGUACGUUCAACCUGCUCAUCUUACAAUUCAGAGGAAGUGCAAGUCCAUUUAACCAUAAAGGGAGCCACAAACUUGCAAACUAAUCAGACUCAACUUGAUAGCGCUAUUUCAUCUAGAUUGAACUUUGGUUUGCUCACCCUCAUCAAUUGAUUAUUGCUAAUCCCAGGCAGCAAUUUAUGACAGGGGGAACCUGUGGCCCUCCAGAUGUUGUUGGGCUCCAAUUCUCUUCAUCUCUGUUCACUGGCCGUGCUGGCUGAGGUAAUGACCAGGUUCCCCAUACUUAUUCUGUGACUUUUACCACCUCAUCUGGUUUUGUCAAAACAGGAUAAAUAAAGCACAGUGUCAUUCGCAUACUGGUGACACUUCCCUCCAAACCUCUUAAUGACUUCUUUGAGCAGUUUGAUGUGCCUUCCCAUUUGGCAAACACAUUUACUCUAAUUUAUUAGCAUGGAAAUCUGCACACUUCCCCUUUCCGUUUUCAAGACAGAAAGGAUAUUUGUUCAAGGUAAAGCCAUGGGUUUUGUUUUGUUUUUUUUUAACUCUGAGACUGGUUUGAAAUAUCUGCUUCUGAGGAUGAUUUUAAAUGAAUAAGAGCAUUAUUUGUCAUUUUCCCAAAAGUUGCUAAUUUUUUCUGCCACCACUUAGGUUUUGCCUUAAGUUCAUUUGUGGAAUUUUGUCAGUUACUGUUUUUAUGCAUAAAGGUAAAGGUACCCCUGACCGUUAGGUCCAGUUGCAGACGACUCUGGGGUUGCGGCGCUUAUCUCGCUCUAUAAGCCGAGGGAGCCGGCGUUUGUCCUCAAACAGCUUCCGGUUCAUGUGGCCAGCAUAACUAAGCCACUUCUGGCGAAACCAGAGCAGCACACAGAAACUCCGUUUACCUUCCCACCAGAGCGGUACCUAUUUAUCUACUUGCACUUGAUAUGCUUUCGAACUGCUAGGUGGGCAGGAGCUGGGACUGAGCAACGAGAGCUCACCCCGUUGCAGGGAUUCAAACUGCCAACCUUCUGAUCAGCAAGCCGUAGGCUGUGUGGUUUAAACCAUAGUGUCUGCUAAAUUGCCUUGUGUGGGGGUACUUGAGCACGCAUUGCGUCAUUAGAACAAAAUCUUCUUGUGGUGGGAAAAUAGUGACAACGUGAAUCCAUUCUCCAGGGACCACUGUUAUUUUACUGAUACUUAUUUUACUUCCAAAUCCAACAGUUCCAUAUGCUUUAAAGAGCAACCCAAUGCCAAAUGUGUGUGAGAUUGUGCAAUUUUGAAGUUAUUAAGUGCAUGCAACCCCCCCUCCCACUUUUAAAAAGCUGUUGAGCAUGCUUAAUGGAUGAGCAUUGCAUCAUUUUGGCCUGCAAGCAUACUUUGCAUAAGUAACAGUUGUCCACUGGGGGUCAUAAAGUUACUGAAUUAAUUGUGUUUGUAAGCAAGGUUUGAAUUUAUUUUUGUUGGUGCAGUUCAGCUAACAUUGCCAAUGCAAAAAUGCUGGAAGACAGAUUUGCACUGUUUCAUAACUGAACCUAUUUAUUUAUUUAAAUUUAUGUUCCAUCCCUUCCAGAGAUCUAAACACAAUAGUAUUUGAUACAAUGAUUGUUAACCUAACAUGCAAUAAAGUUCUGUCUGACUAAAUUGUAUUUACUUAUAACUGACAGAUCACUGUACUGUAUACGAAUGGAUACUUUUUUGCUACAUGAAGUUGCUGUCUUCAGAGUUUGGCUUUCUGGAUAAGGUUAUUGAAAAAAAUCCAGAAGAAACACUAGAACUCUGUUGCCGUUGGCUGUUCCCUAGUAUCAUUAAGGUCCACUUUUUGCAGUCUAAAAAGCUGCUAUUCUGGUGUUAAAACUACCUUCCCCAAACUUGUUGGGAGCAGCAAAUGGAAUAGAAACAAUUGCCUUUUCUGGCCAAGGGCAGUUCAGCUUGGCAAUAUUGCAGCUGCCCUGUUCCAUAUAUUAAAAGUGCGCCCCUUUUCUGUUCUCCAAAAGCAGGUCAGGCGUUCUUUCCAUAUUGCUGUGCUAGCAUUCAUCUACUCACUUAGGAGUAAUUGCUAAUUGUCUUGAACAAACAGAUGUGACUAGUCGUAUCUCUGAGAAACAGUGAAGCAUACACAGUGUGUUGUGCGAUUAUUGAGCUAAUUUGGUCAAUCAAGAAAACCACUGAUUCUGAGAAUUGGUAUAGCUCCUGCAUAGUGUCAACUAGCUUGUGAUUUGUGGGAGUUGGACUUCUGUGCGUAUGUGUGUGUGUAUCCACUAACCUAAAUCUGAGGUUGGCUUCUGCUGAGCCUUCAACUCUUUCCCCUAUCCCAUGCCUCAUCUGAAGGCUUUGUUUUCUAGAGGGGUAGGGGCUUGACUUUUUAGUGUGUCAUUGCUCAUUUAGAAGUAACUUAUCCUAUACACGCUUAUUGAACUUAGGGGAAGUUUUGAAUAGGCACUCUGUUAACUCGAUGUACAUUGCCAAUGCAACUGUUGUUGCUGCAUGUCUUUCUUAAGCGAAAGUGGAAAAAGCUUGUUGGGGAUCACUACAGAAAUAGCUCCAGGCCCCAAAGAGCAUAUGGUGGGAAAAAGGAGUUCCCUUUCUUGUGUCAUGUAAGAGUAGUGCUGUUGAUGGUGAGAUUGCUAUACAAUUUAUGCCAUGAGGCGGAAUGUGAUGCUAAAUUUGCUUCAGUUCCUCGAUUUGAAUUGCAUCAGCUGAAGUUCACUUCAAAUGGCAAAGGACCAAGUUUGCAGAACUCCAACAUGUGUUGAACAGCACAUGUGUAACUGCCAUUGCCAGUCAGCUAGCUCUGUUUUGAUCUUGCUGAGUUUUGAAGUUUUUUUGUUCCUUUUAUAGUGAAAAUCACACACAUGGUUCACAUAACUGGAAUUCUCAAAUUACUGUGUGCUCAAUCUUUUGUACCAUCAGUGAGCUUGGGUUUUUGUUGGAUAUGCCUUUUUAAAGUUGGAAGUGGUCCUAUGUCAGAAAAUACUACAUCUGAGCCCAAUUCCUAUAAAUUCUACUGGUCCCAUAUUAACCUUCAAAUUAUCCUCAAAUGCUCUACAAGGAUACUUGUUGCUACUUAGGCAAACAUUAGUAAUACAUUUGUUGCUCUUUGGGUGAUCUUUUGUUGUUUUUGUUUACUAGAAAAUUUCUAAAACUUGAAAUGUUGGUACUUUCAGUAGUCCGUUUAUGUAGUUUAAAUAAAUAAUGACUCAUAGUGACGGUCCAUGCAUUUUGGGGAUGAAAGCUCCAUACCCAUUUACCUGUGAGCAUUCUCAAUUGAAAUGAGUGAGAUUUGCUUCUGAGUAAACAUGUAUAUAGCACUGUUAGGCCUGUUAAAUAUCACCAUAUUCAAAACCUUCCAGUUGCCCAAAUAGCUGCUUAGAAAAUGACACUGCUGCCAAAUUAGGUCAAAUUUAUGGUGACCUUAUAUUCUGUUUUGAUAACCAUGACCAACUCUGGGAUUUCAUGUUUCUCAUGUGUGAACACACCUUUUCCCACCUUAACAGCUUGGUUACUAAGACCUUAUAAGUGGAAUGGUUUACAAAGAUUCACUAUGAAAUUUAGUAUGAAAUUUAGUAUUCAAAGCUUGCUUUGCAAUAGAAAUGGUUUAUGUGAAUUUGUUGGCCAUCGUUUAGAAGUUUGAGGUUUUUUCGUUUUUAAGGGAUGAUGAAAUUAUUUUAUUCAACCAGAAUGCAUAACUGCGUUCUAGUUUAGGAAGAAGGUAUGUCUUCUUUAUAGGAAAGUACGUUAGGGAGGAAGAACAAUGCUUAUUUAACUCCUCUCUUGGGCUCAUUUUGGGGGUUAAUUACUGGAGAGAACCACUGAAACACACAACUUCAGAACAACAUUGCAGUUCUGUAUACUGUUUUAUGUAUUUUUCCACACUUCAUCAGUUGUACUGAGGGAUUUACUGAAAAGCCUGGCAAAACUUUGGCCAGUGUGGUAUGGCAGAGCAUGAGUUACUGUUAGUCAGCCUGUCUCUUCUCUCACUUACCACAAAGGUUUACUCUCCUGGGAACUGUGGUUCAGGCUGGCAGUUCUGAGAUGCAAUUUGUCCAUCUUUUUGCCACUGACUUUCCAAUUCUGAUGAGAAAUUGUCUUCUGUGUCAGAACUAGGUUCAAAAUAUAAGACUUCUUUGGAAAUAAGACACUAGGCUCUGAGCUCCAAAUUAUGUUGCAGAGAGAGAGAGAGUUGACUUUUCAAAAUGUAUUUUCGGAGUGCUUUACACUUUUCCUUCACAGAUAUCUGAAGUAGUGUGGUGGUUAAGACUGUGAGGGGAGCAAGGACAUCCUCUGUUUAAGGCUCACCUAAGCUAUGAUGCAAACAAGAAAAUGUUCGCACAGCUUAGUCAAACUAUGGAACUCAUUACCCCAGGAGGCAGUGAUGGCCACCAACUAGGAUGGCUUCAAAAGAAGAUGAGACAAAUUCAUGGAGGAGAGGGCAAUCAAUGGCUACAAGCCAUGUUGGCUGUGCUCUGCCUCUACAGUUGGAGGCAGUAGUACUUCCAAAUAACAAUUGCUACAAACCACAGGAGGGGUGAUUUUUCUUGUGCUCAUGUUCUGCCCCCUAGUUUCCCACAGGCAUCUUGCUAGCCACUGUGAGAACAGUAUGAUGAGUCCUUUGGCCCGAUCCUGCAGGCUGUUUUUAUAUUCCCAAGUCUUGUGCUGCUUUAAAGCUAACCGUUUUAUUAUGGUUUGAGCUAUGGACUAGAAUCCAUCAGAUGAUAUGAAGCGGUCUUCUAAAUAGCAGGUAUCUAUGUAGAUGGGUAUAAAGGGGGAAAUACACAGAAUAAGAUGAGAGGGGAAAUGAAAUACAAAAAAGGACAGACUGACAAUUAUAGUAAAGGUUAAAUAAUUGUGCUGUUAUGCAUGCCCACUGCUGAGCAAUUAUAUAUAGACCUUGGGCCAAGCUAUCAGCUUAUUCUUAGGUAGCACCAGGUUGGGUGUUUAGUUGUUUAGUCGUGUCCGACUCUUCGUUACCCCAUGGACCAGAGCACGCCAGGCACUUCUGUCUUCCACUGCCUCCUGCAGUUUGGUCAAACUCAUGCUGGUAGCUUCAAGAACACUAUCCAACCAUCUCGACCUCUGUCGUCCCCUUCUUCUUGUGCCCUCCAUCUUUCCCAACAUCAGGGUCUUUUCCAGGGAGUCUUCUCUUCUCAUGAGGUGGCCAAAGUAUUGGAGCCUCAGCUUCACGAUCUGUCCUUCCAGUGAGCACUCAGGGCUGAUUUCCUUAAGAAUGGAUAGGUUUGAUCUUCUCGCAGUCCAUGGGACUCUCAAGAGUCUCCUCCAGCACCAUAAUUCAAAAUCAUCAAUUCUUCGGCGAUCAGCCUUCUUUAUGGUCCAGCUUUCACUUCCAUACAUCACUACUGGGAAAACCAUAGCUUUUACUAUACGGACCUUUGUUGGCAAGUUGAUGUCUCUACUUUUUAAGAUGCUGUCUAGGUUUGUCAUUGCUUUUCUCCCAAGAAGCAGGCGUCUUUUAAUUUUGUGGCUGCUGUCACCAUCUGCAGUGAUCAUGGAGCCCAAGAAAGUAAAAUCUCUCACUGCCACCAUUUCUUCCCCUUCUAUUUGCCAGGAGGUGAUGGGACCAGUGGCCAUAAUCUUCGUUUUUUUGAUGUUGAGUUUCAGACCAUAUUUUCCGCUCUCCUCUUUCACCCUCAAUAAAAGGUUAGGUUAGAGUACCAGGUUAGGUAGUACUAGGUUAAUGGUUUAAAAUGCUUGUAGCUAGAAGUUAUUUCCACUACAGCUCCCACCAUAUAUACUUUUGCCACCUCUCUUGCAUCUUAUUGGGCUUUUUCUUUCUCCUCUGCGCCUUUCCCAAAGCCCUUGACUGAGUUCUUGAAGAUCUCCUCCUUGUAGCCUUCCUGACUUGGGACAUUUGGCAGCAUUUGCUUUCUCCAAGCCUCUUGUGUUCCACUGCAUAAUAUAUGCAGUUAGAUUACAACCCGCAUUUUCCACAUAUGCAGGCUUUUGUGCUCAGUACAGGACUGGGUGGUGUCCAAAAUGUAGUAUUUUCUUGUUGGUUGUGUUUCAGUUGAAGCAUUUGGUACCAUAGUCACGACUUUGGAAUUCUUUUAGAAAAAUGGAAGCAUAAAAGCUUCGUAAACAAAAUAAAAAGGAAUUAUUAUCAGAUAACUUUUGCCAUCUUGCUUGCUGUAUGUAAUGGCUGUGUUUACAUGCCAUGUUAAACCAUAAUGCUUAACAAAUGAAUGUCACGGCCCCAGACCAGAUCUCACAGGCAGAGUUCUAUGGCAGCUGCACCUCUAAAAUAAAGAUAGUGCACCCCAUGUGGGUCUGGGCACCAAAUCUUCCUCUGAAGAGACACCUCUGCCACCAGAGUCUCAUGGCUGGUCUACAGAGUCCUCACAGGUCAAGAGAGCCCUGAGAAGAUAUCCCCACAGUUGGAAGCCCCUUUGUGGCAAAGGAGCCAAUGGCUACAGCAGAAGGCACCAGCCCUUUCACUAGCCAGGAGGCAGCACCCAGUGAUUACUCAGUCAGUAUCUCCAGGACCUAGCUGAGAUAACUUAGAUGGUUGACAUCAGCUGCAGGGGCAAAUGUGUCUUUGCCUUUGCAUCCCAUUAACCUUUGGCCUCCCCUUGCUUGGGCCACUGCUGCUCCUUGGUGAUCAUGUUGCUGAACAGUCCCUGCUUUGCUCCUCCUUCUCUUCUGGCCACGCUGUGCUAUAAGGGCAGCAAACUACAAGCACUGGUUUGUUAUGUUAUCUGAACUGCUUGUCUGUUGCUCCCAAGCUAAACGUAAGUGUUCUAAUAAUAGAAUAAUAGAAUUGUAGAGUUCAAAGUGACCCUGAGAGUCAUUUAGUUCAACCCCCUGCAAAGCAAAAAUCUCAACUAUAAAGCUUCCAUGACAGAUGGCCAGACAACCUCUGCUUAAAAACCUCCAUGGAACGAUCUCAAGGGCUUCCAUUGCACUAUUGAACAGCUCUUAUUAUCAUAAAAUUCUUCCUGAUGUUUAGUCAGAAUCUCCUUUAUUGUAACUUGAAUCCAUUGGGUUCUAGUCUCAGGCACAGGAGAAAACAAGCUUGCUCCAUCUUCCAUGUCACAGCCCUUCAGAAGUACCGUUACAAAUUGCCUGAAAGCAGGUACAUUUUUUAUACCAUUUUUUCAUUUGAAAGGAUAUGAAAAACCAGCAAUGUAUUGUUGCAUGAUGCAUUAUAGUACAUCAAGGCUUUGAAUGGGGGAUGGUGAAAAAUAAUGAAAAGCAGAUAUCCAUGAAAACAGCUGAAUGUGAAUUGCCACUCUUUGGUAAAGCAGAAAUAUCAGUGAAGGGGACAUGGAAUGUUUUGUACAUCUAAUACUAAUUGUUUCUUCUGUUCCUAAUCUUCUAAAGAUGUAUUUUGAAAUAGCCUGACUUCAAAUGCUGCAUGAAUGGAUGGCUGUUCCAAAUGUUUCAUUGAAUAAAUGGCUAAUUCUGAACAAUGCACAUUUUCCAUUUGCAUUCUCAAAAGCAGAUUUUCAGGCUACUGUGUGCCAGAUUGUUAAAAAUAGAUUUGGAAUAAUUUCUGAGGGGAAAUAAUGGCAAAGUCUAGCAUAUGAUUUGGGAGAUUUCUUUGAGAGCCAUAAUAAAUACUAUUGGCUUAAUUUCACCCUUUUGUUGGCGGUAGCACACCUGUAGCUGGGUCGUAUUCCUUCUAGCCCCACAAACUGCUAUAUUUUUACAACACUGAAACAAAAUAAGGAAGGCUCUUUCCAAAGUUUUGUAGCUUUGCUUCACAGUUCUUCACAAAGUUCAUUGUGCAGUGUUAUGCAUGGCAGGUAGUGCUCAAAACAUUAGAGUCUUGUGCUUCUUCAGUGGGACUCAUGGCUAUCUAGGAGUUGGCAAAGCUGAUGACUUCCUAGGGACUCUUUUCCUAGUCACAGAGGAGGAAUAUAUUCUGCAGGUGAUCAGUACAAUCUGCACAGGGGCAGGAAUAAGCUAGUGUUUAGUUCUCUGGAGCUCCCUAAGAAUGAACAAAUUGCCUUGGCCCAAGGUCUAUGUAUAAUUGCCCCAUAGUGAGCAUGCACAAUAGUAGCAGGCACUCUGUGUUGCAUAGCGCUAGCAUCAUAUUAUUGGCGUGUGCAUGUUUCUGAACAGUGAAGUUCCAUCUACAACUUUUGUGGCUAAAAUGGAGCUUGCCUCCAUUAUUCCUGUUCCUAGAGUAACAGCUUCUCAUAUUCGUACAGUGGUGCCUCGCAAGACGAAAUUAAUUCGUUCCGCGAGUUUUUUUGUCUAGCAAAUUUUUCGUCUUGCGAAGCACGAAAUCCCAUAGGAAUGCAUUGAAAUUCAAUUAAUGCGUUCCUAUGGUCAAAAAAAGUCCAAACAAAGCCAAAUUUGGUACAACAAGAGUUUAUUAAGUGCUCUUUAAAGUCACACAUACUGUAAAGAGCAUUUCAAAAAUUGAAGGAACAAUAAAUUCAAAAAUUGAAGGAACAAUAAAAAUCAUAAAAAUUCAGAAAAAAACCACACACGCUUCCAGAUUCUUGCAAACCGCUCCUCAACUGUUCCCCUAGCCACCCACCACACAGAAAUUCAAAUCCAGAAUUUUAAAAAAAAAAACACAGCAGAGGCCCAAUGGUCACAGAAAAUCAUAAAAAUGCAGAAAAAAACCACACAAGCUUCCAGAUUCUUGCAAACCCCUCCCCAACACCAAGUCCUUGAAUUCCAAACACCCCAACCCAAAAUCCAAAACCCCCCAAAAAAGUUUUAAAAGUUUAACUUACCAAAUGGCUGCAAAAGAAGUUUUGGAAAAGCUUCAAAAAUCACCAAAGUCUUCAAAAACCUCAAAAAAGGCUACCACACCGCGUGCUAUGAGUUGCUCCUCGAAGUCAAGUCGCAACUGCACCUCUUCAAGCAAUGCACCCUGUAUUACUGUAACGGUUUUAAGAAAAAGGAAGCAAACUUGCAAGAUGUUUUCGUCUUGCGAAGCAAGCCCAUAGGGAAAUUCGUCUUGCGAAGCAGCUCAAAAAACACAAAACCCUUUCGUCUAGCGAGUUUUUCGUCUUGCAAGGCAUUCGUCUUGCGGGGCACCACUGUACAUGCUAAAUGCCAAGAUUUUGUACAUAUGUACCCCUGGUGAUUGAGAUCAAGCAGAUUUGUAGACCCUUAUCCCAAUGAUGCAAUUUUAUUAACUUGCAGUGGCCUGGACACAAUGAUGGGCUGAAUGAAUCCAACUUAAUUCCAUUGAUUUCAGUGGGUCUGCUCUGAAUGACUGACACUGGAUAUAUCCCAUUGUCUAUUUGUAAUCAACAUUUCCCAUGAAACCUGAUAAGAAUGGUGGUUUCCUGUAACUGAAAAUGAUAUCCUCCCGGGAUAUUGAUUGAUCACUCAUUCCUCCCACCCCAAACUAUUUUGAGGUAAUUAAUUGCCUGUUAUUCUGUUCUGCACUACAAUUGCAGCUUAAUUUUGUCAGCUUGAGAGGUGUAUUGCUUCUGUAGGAUUUCUCUUGAAAACAAGUUGAAGCAUGUAAUUUCAAAAACAGUGGGAUCUUUCUGAAAAACAUCCUGACAGAGCAAACUAAAUUAUUUGCAGCCCCCAAGAAUUUUCCUCACAUAGAACUAACUCUCUUCUGUGCUUUUAAUAACUGCACCUGCAUGGACUGGAGCGUGGUGAAAUUUAUGGUGCAUGCAUGGCUUAGGGGCUGACAGUUUAGGGGUGGGAAUCUUGUUGCCCUCCAGAUGUUGUUAGACUCCUGUUCUCUGCCACCAUAGCUGUUUUUCCAGGGAUGAUGGGAGUUGUAGUCUAACAACAUCUGAAGGGGCCGCAAAUUAAUCUCUGGCUUAAUCCUGUGCACGGCUACUCAAAAGUAAGCCCACUUUGAGUUCAGUGGAGUUUACUUUCUGGUAAGCAAGUAUAGAAUUGCAGCCUUAGUGCUCCAUAGAAGUUAGCAAAAAGUUCCAUUAAAAAUUAAUAUGGGGUUUUAAAUGUUCUUGGCAUUUUCUGAAAAUAACCACUGAAAGAGCUAACUCUUCAAAUAUUGCCCACCAGUCUGCUGCUUUUACAUGAGGCAUCUUUGGGGAGCAAUCAGUCUAAUUCUCUGAAAAAUUGUUUGAAAGAAUACAUUUUGUUGACACUUUUCUUGAGCUGAACAUUGAGACCAGAACCCCAGAAUUCUGCCAAAUAGCGCACAACAAAGCAUGAAAAGCAUUCCUUUAGUAACAUCUUCAAAGCCGUUAGAGACUGCUAUUUAAAACUUACAUAGCUCAGCAGUGCUUUAAAAUUCUACUAAGUUUAGUGUUUUCUACCAUGGAGCUGUUGACAUGCCAACAUGUCUGCCGACAUCAGCAGUUUUAAAGAAAGUAACAAGAGUAGAAUACUAGGAAAACUGUACUAGCAAAAGUGGGGGUGGGGUGGUAAAGGAAAUUGAUUCUGUUCAUGAGGAAGAUCAAGCCCACUAUAAUAGUCUGUCUUUAUGACCUGUUAAAAAAAUAAAGGAAUAUUGUAUUCUGAAGUGUCAGAAUUUUCUGCACAAUUAUACAGUUGUUAACUCAUGUGUUGCAUAUGAUAACAGAAUCCUUCCUUAAGCUACAAUUUGCUUGUAACAUAAAUGCUAUUUUGCGGCAUUCAAACUAUAUUGUGGCUAUUAUUUUGAAAACGUGAUUCCUCAUCCCUUCAGACACACAGAGGUGUCAAUUGCGGUUAUGAGUGCUCUUCGAAAUGUGGUUACUUGAGUACUGUGAGCCUGUGAUUUCACUGGUGGUGAGUGAUAUUUCCCCUCUUUGCGUGCUUGUACCAGUCUGUGAACUUUUUCAUAAUCACUUUUAAUAGUAGUAGUAGUAGUAGUAGUAGUAAGAAGAAGAAGAAGUGUGUCCUAGGGCCAUAGAUGUUAAAAAACCCACAUAACCACAAUACUCUAGUGAAUGAUGUGUGGAUGAUAAAAAGAAGGUCUGCACAGCCAAUCACAGACUGAGUUAUAAUAAUCCCAGCUUGUUUGAAUUUUACUCUUCUGCAGGGGACCCGCUAUAUCUAUUCUAUUAAAAUGCAAAAUAAAAGAGGAGACGAACGUUUAACGAGACUUAUAAAUCUUUGAGGUGCUAUAUGGUCAUCUCUUUUAUUUUAUUCAUACCUCAUUCAGCAUUUCCUUAGAUAGGAUUAUUGUACCUUACUGUGUAUUGCAUAUUCUGCUUGUGAUUAAUAAAGUAUCUGUGCAGUUCCUCAGAUUCUCUCUAGGAUUAGCUUAUAUAUUUUGGGUGGAUGGAUUCCUUUGUGUAAAGUAGCUGGUUCUAAACACACUGCUGCAUACAAUAAUCUCCACAAGUUGACUUGCCAAAGGGAUGAGUUGGUGUUAUUAACCCAUCCACUCCUGUCAAACAGGUGCCUGGCUCUGUUGAAGGUGAUUGUGCCAGUCAUCUAUUCCAUGAGUUGUAUGGAGUGACCCAGUUCCAUCAAGGGUCUCCAUUAUUGUCUCGCCUGGUGCAUAUGGAAGGAUUUCAUUUUAUUUUUACCCCAGUGCAUCACUCUGCUUGGACAUACAGGGACGAAUCCUAAAAGGAUUGCCUGCAGUUGCCAAAUAAAAAUGAAAUAUAUGCCUCUGUACUCUUGUGUUGAAAGUUUAUUUUAUAUCAAUUAACACAAAUAUAACAAUGUCUGGUAGAAUGUCAUGAUGCUCCAGAUCCACCCAGGUAAGCCUUUUUUUCUUUUUUUUAACAGUCUUUAUGUUCAGUAGUUAAAUAAAAUGCUAUUUUGACUGGCCAGAAUAGCAUUAAGGUAAAAUGGAUGUAAUGGCAUUUUAGCUGCAUUGGCUGUGCUAAAUAGCUCAGUCACACAUGUAUCUUGAAUGGUAGUUACAUCUGUAUUCUGCCUCUGCAGCUGUUUGCUAGGAUGGCUGAUGCAUCCACUUGCAUCUUUUGAACCAUCUUAUAGUGAAAUAUCACUUGAGACUUGCGUAAGAUCUUAAUUUGUGAUGGAAGUUCCCUGCAAGAUGAAUUCCUUGAUCCAAUAUAUAUUGGGAAACAAUUAGACUUCAUUCGGUUUUAAAAUGUAUAUCUUUAUCCAUUUCAUAAUAAUAAUAAUAAUAAUAAUAAUAAUUUAUUAUUUAUACCCCGCCCAUGUGGCUGGGCUUCCCCAGCCACUCUGGGCGGCUUCCAAAAGAAUAUUAAAAUACUGUGAUACAUCAGACAUUAAAAGCUUCCCUAAACAGGGCUGCCUUCAGAUGUCUUCUAAAAGUCUGGUAGUUGUUGUUCUCUUUGACAUCUGGUGGGAGGGCAUUCCACAGGGAGGGCGCCACUACCGAGAUCACUAUAAACUGAUUUUGCUGCAAGUCUAAUAAACACAAAAACUUACCCAGUUUAACUUGCUCUAGGAUGUUUGAUACAUCCUAAUUCUGCCUUCGCUCAUCUCUGCAAGAGCUUUCCUUACGCUUUUCAAGGAUGUUGUUUCCUUGCUUGCUGCAGUUGUUUUUCUUUUUUAUUGUAGGAUCGGGAUACUCACCGCUAGAAGAUGAUGAAGACGUGUAUGCACACAAUAGAUAUAAAGGUGAAUGCUUUGCUCAUAUACUAAUGAGGAUCACCCAUUGCCAAGAAAGCUUUUUUAUCCUUUUUCUGCUUGGAGCAUGAAGCCUUAGGGUAUGUCUGUGCCAGCCAGAUUUUUUUGCAUGGUUUAUUUAUUCUGUGAAUAGCUGUGAAUGCCCUUUCAUGAUUUGAACUCCAGUGCUAUGUUGCUGUGGUUUUGUUUGUUUUGAAUCCAUGAAAAUAUGUGUAUUUACAUCAUUAAUACCCUUAUGCAAAAUAUUCAAACUGAUUUGAAUAUUUUGCACCCCCAAAAUAAUGAUUGUGCACAAGUCAUGUAUGAUGUUCUUCACUUUCAGAUAAUCUUUACUCUCCCAUCUUACUCGUGCCUGCUUAUUUAGCAGUCUUACAGAUAUAUUCUCAAGUUCAUUGUCCCUGGUUCUGAUUUUGUAGAGCAAUGCAUAAGAUCAGUCUGACAUGUAGGUGCAAAAAUCUGGCAACCCUUCUUCCAAAGGAAAGAAAUGGAGGUGGGUGGGGGAGACCCACAGUUACUGUAAAUGCAAUGGCCACAUAUAUGGAUAUAUGGCUUCCAAGCUGGAUAUAUGGCUUCCAGGCUGGAUAUAUGGAGAGAGGUAGGAAUGUUAAGCUGCCAUGGAGAUGUGCUGACAUAAUCACAGGCUUGGAAUUGCCAGACUUCAUGUGUGUUUGAAUUUUCUGUACUUGUUGCUGUUGAACAGCAGAGGAUGGUAGAAGCACUACUCAUGGAUUUUCUCUAUUUUUUUCCAAGGAAAAGUUUCUAAUUAUCUGACAUCAGUUUUUGGAGAUUAAGCAGAUAGUUCAUGUUAAUUAAAAAUAAGCUGCUUUCUGCUUUCGUGCACCAUAGCAUCAGAAUUAAAAGUUGUCUGUGAUCUCUACCUGUUUGAUGAUACUUUACUGAGUUUUUUCCAUAGCUUUUCUAUAGUAUCAGUUCCUCUCCCCCCUCAAAAAAGUAUGCUAAUUAUGAACCAGGCAAUCCUAAGAAUUCACAGGUAAUCUCAUAACCUUUAUUAAGAGGAUAGUGUUUGCAGCCUUUCUAAACAAAUCAAUUGCUGGUGACAACUGAAAGUGAAAUGGGUUGUUGUUUUCAUUUAGCAGGCUUGCAAAAGCCCUGCCUACCAUUUUGCCCCAAUGCAUAUUUUUGGAUAGAGCAAUAACUUUUUUUAUAUACAAUGGCAUACUUAGAUAUUAUUUGGAAUGAAGCAACCUUCUUAUGGCUGAGUGCUUCUCCGACAUUGAUUAUGUUUCAUACAUUUGUAAUUACCCAUGUUGAAGGGAAGUUAUUAGAGAGCUAGUGAGUAUUCUGUGUGUUUACUUUUGUGUAACGGGUAAAGGUAAAGGGACCCCUGACCAUUAGGUCCAGUUGCAGACGACUCUGGGGUUGCGGCGCUCAUCUCACUUUAUUAGUCGAGGGAGCCGGCAUACAGCAUCCGGGUCAUGUGAGCAGAUGACUAAGCCGCUUCUGGCGAAUCAGAGCAGCGCAUGGAAUCGCCGUUUACCUUCCCGCCGGAGCAGUACCUAUUUAUCUACUUGCACUUCGACAUGCUUUCGAAGUGCUAGGUUGGCAGGAGCAGGGACCAAGCAACAGGAGCUCACCCCACCAUGGGGAUUCAAACCACCAACCUUCUAAUCGGCAAGCCCUAGGCUCUGUGGUUUAACCCACAGCGCCACCUGCAUAUCUUUGUGUACUUCAGCAUAAACAGGAUUAUUCAAUCCACACCACUAUCUGUCUCAACAUGCCUAACCUUAUUUAUCCUUAAAUCUAUUGGAUUGCACCUGUGUUUUGCUGUCUGAACUUUGGCUAAUAGGGGUACCCAUCUGUGCAAUACAGCCUCAAAAUCUGAUGGUGUAAUAAAGCUAUAGGAAUGCUUAGGGUAGAAUGUGAAAUCCAAAAGAACAGAAGCUGGUAUCAUAAAAAGUAGACCUUAGAGCUUAAUAUUUUGAAAGACUGGCAAUUGGAACCUUCAUGUAGAUGGUGCCUAUAACUCUGUUCAUAACAAAAAACCAUGCUAGUAAUUGCCACUUGCUUCAUAAACAAAACCCACCACAUAUCCUGUGAGCUGAGGUCACAACUUAGCAACACAGGAGGCAAGCAUAUUGUUGCAUGACAUCUCCACAACUAGGGUAAGAAGAAAGAAUCUUAUUUGCAAGAUGGGUAGUCUUGUGUGGUAAUCCCCAAUCCUUGCUGUGUUGUGGGUGCGCUCUAUUGUGGGUGGAGUUGCACCAUAGGAGUGGGAGGCAUCUUGCUGUGGCCCAGUGAUCACAGACUAUGUGGAGCUGCCUUUGCAGGUGGUUGAGAUAUGUAAUUCCAGUAUUCAGCUGCUAGGCUGCAGACUGGAAUUAGGUGCUGUCCCUGUAUUAGACCAGAGCUUCGUAGAUUACACUGGCUCAAACUGUUUCUGAACUCAGUUUUGUAGUAUUAGGUUUUUUUUAAAAAACCCACAUAUGUUGGGACCGAGGUAUCUAAAAGUUUCCUUCUGCCUUCUACAUUCUGCAGUGACUUUGAGAAUUGUAUCUUGGCAUAACUCCAAAGUUAGUAAGAAUUUCAUAUGCCUGCAUUAUGUAUUCCUGUAAUGCUUUACUCCUUGCCUCCAGUCUGUUGAAUAUGUCAUUUGUGUUUCAAUAUGCAGUGGAACCUCUAUACAAGAGCAUAUCCAGUGCAUUUCAGUUCUCAGAAGUUUUAAAAAAAAGGAGUCUCUGUGCUUCUGUCUAUAUAUGUCAGGGAUAUAUAUUCUUUUUUGAAUAGGCUGCAAAUGUCCCUUAAUCUGGUACACCCAUGCUUGUGUCUAUAGUAUCCUACCAUUGGUAUAAACAAUGUGGUAAGUAUUCUAUCAUUCCUCUGCAAGUGCAGAAAUUUUACAGAGCAAAUUCCACUAACCCAAAACUAGAGGCCUGCAGCCCAUAUUUUGGCUGGUGGGUUUCAAUACAUAGAAUUUAGCACCACUACCCUGCUGCCCUUCUGCCACCUUGCAGCUGCCUAAUCAGCAGACCAUGGGAUAAUCUCCCUCAUCUCCUUCCCCCAUCCCUAUCACCCAUCACUUCUCCCAUCACCCAUCUCUCUCUUGCAUGUGUGCCUUUUACUGUGACUCGUUUUUAAAGGUGACAUUGAGCCUUGAAGAAAAAGGCUCAUGAGAUUCCUUUGCCUAGUUCCUUUGAGUAGUGUUUAAACUGAAUUGCCUUGGCUUUAUGUGCGUUGUGAAGCACGUUAAUUCAUCAGUUUGGAUGCUAUGUGUAAGUUUUUGUCACACACACAAUAUUACAUUGUAGACCAGCCCCCUCUCUCCAGCGCUGCCCCCAGCCUUGAUCUCCCUUCCUGAUGCAUACGCCAUAGGUAGGGCCCCACUGCCUCAAGGACAGUGCAAUAUCGAUUCACCACACAUCAAAUAAGACUUGGUUUAAUAAGCAAGAUUCCAUUGUUUGGGAUAAUCAUUACUUCUAACUCUUGGACACAGAACUUAAAAUCCAGCAUUAUUUUAAAAAAUCAUUUUAAGUAAAUAUAUGAGCUAUAACCAAACAGAAUAUAGUUUGGUUUCCUUUUGAGGAGAAAAAUUUAACAAAAUAUCUAAUAAUUCUAACUGUCCACAUGGUGGCAGGCUUAAACUGCAAGCAGAAAACUAAGGGGUCAGUGCUCAUCCUCCCACUGCACCCGUGCUAGUCAUUCCUUUGAUUUUUAGUGGCUCAAGAUUUGAACAGAAAAUAUAAUUCACAUGCCACACAUACAAAGCAACUGCCUUUGGUGCUGUUACUUUGGAGGGAGUCUAUAAUCACCUUGCAGUCUGUGUGUAAUUUUAUGUUCUCUUUUUCUUCCCAGUAAACUCUAGUCCAACACCACUUUUAAACGUGUGGGUUUUAUCCAGAAAUGUGUAUGCAGAACUCUAUUCAAGCAAGGGAAUUUCCUCUCCCCUUCACCACCCCCCCCAAAAAAAAUCUGCUCUGAAGGAUUCCCCAACCCUCUGGCACAGAUUUUGAAGGUUGUGGGGAGAGGAGAGGAAAGUUCCAUUGCACAAACAGAUGUCAGUUGUGCAAGUGGAAUUGCAGCCUUAAAUACAGUCCUGUAUUAUUGUGCAUUUUCUUUUUCGUCUUAUAAAUGCACGUAUGUCUUUCACCAGAUACACCAUGGUGCUCUCCUAUCAAGGUGAAAUACGGCUAUGCCAGCUGCAGAAGCCCUCGCGGAGGGUAUUAUAAAAACGUCUUGGGAACGAAAUGCGACAUUCGUUGUCAGAAAGGCUAUGAGCUGCACGGUCCCCAGGAGCUUAUGUGUCAGUCAAACAAACGCUGGUCUGGCAAAGUUUUGUGCAAACGUGAGUGGAUCAUUACUUUGGCUCUCAGUUCAGUUGUUUCUGGCUAAUCAACCUAUACUAGAGAGGCACGAGUUUUUUACACAGUAAAAAUAUUAACUCUGUUUCUCUAUGCACUCUUAUCUCUUAUCAAUGCUUUUUUUUUUUUUAAGUUGCAUAUACAGAAAACAUCUGCAAGGAGGUCACCAAGAACAAUCUCCUACCAGUGUUAGGGAACCUGUGGGGUCCCAGUGGCGGAGCUUCAUGCUCCGGCACUGGGGAGCGGAGAGCUGGUGCGUGUCCCGCGGGUGGGGCGCCCAGCGCAGGGGGGGUCAGCCACGAUGGCACCCUGGGGACCGUGCUGCCGGGGGCGGGGCGCUCCCCCGCACUCCUCUUCCUCCGCCAGUGGGGGGUCCUCCAGAUGUUGUAGGACUCCCACUCUCACCAGCCCCACCCACUAUAGGGUUGUAGAAAUACUAAUAUGUGAGCUCCUAACAGCCUCACCAUCUAGUGUCUUAAAGCAGAAUAUUUUAAAUACUGUUUUUGUAACAAUUUCCUUGCCAGGACAGCUAAAUAAGACCCGGUUUUACGAUAUGGAAAUACACUUUGUUGCCUUUAACCUCACCAUUCCCAGGUUAAAUCCGAAGCACAAUUUGCUCCAAGUGUAAGAUAGCAGCAAACAAGGCACACCUAACUAAUGUCCCUUUUGUUGGGAUCACUGUCCAACAUAAGGCUGUCCACUUGAGUUUUGGCAAUUCCCUCUUCCACAGCAGACCCGGUGGGGGGGGGGGGGAGGAAGAAGCAGGACUGCUCGCUUACUUUACCUUGCCUCAGUCUGUGUGUGCUCAUGUUUUAAAGGCAAUGCAGCCAUUUCAAAGAGUAGUAAAGUACCCCCUGCAUCCAUUACUUUGGCAGAGGCAGAAGGUGUGUUUGCCAAGGGAUUAUUCCAGUGGUUAUUUUCUCUCUCUCAUUGGCCCUAAUUGGGGGGGGGGGGAGAAUAAGUCCACCAGUUCCAGGAUUUUUUUGACCUUUCCUGGGAUCAACAGCUGGGCUUUGGAUCAUGCAGAUUUAAUGCCUCCACUGACAUGCCGUCAGCUUUGGACUGGAAGAUUGUUUCAUGUUACAUAUACAUUAAUCAUAAUGAACACAUGAGAGAUGCAGGGUGAAGUAUUGGAAAGUGACUCCACUAGUAGUGCAUUGCUUUGAAAGCCCUCAUAUUUUAUCAGUUAAUCAACACUGACAUGCAUUUGCUUUUCGGUGAAUAGGUAUAUCUUUGCAUAUAGUGCAAAGUUUUUUAAAAAAAAAUAUUCUCAGUCAUUUGAUUUUGGUUGGGUUUUUUCCCCCCUCUGUAGAAAAACGUUGCCCAACCCUUUCGAUGCCAGGUAACGGAGGAUUCAAGUGUUUAGAUGGUGCAUAUUAUAACUCCAGGUGUGAGUAUUAUUGUUCACCAGGAUACCAGUUAAAAGGAGACCGAAUAGUACAAUGUAUGGAUAACAAACUUUGGAGUGGACGACCAGCUUCUUGUGUUGGUAAGUGUGGCCUGGGAGGAUGUGCAGAGAUUGCCUACCAUAGCAGCACAACUGCUGCUUUGCAGUUAUAUUGCUGCAGCUAAAACAAGAUUCAGAGCUCACCCGUGGUCAGGGAUGAUGGGAGUUGUAGUCCAGCAGCAUCUGGAGUGCACAGGUUCCCCAGCCCUGGGUUACAGAGUGUGUGUAUAAUGAGAGAGGGGUAGUGCAUUGUUAGGGCUGGGGAGACCUGGGUUCAAAUUCCCACUCAGCCAUGAAGCUCACUCCACUGGGUUACUUUUGACCAGCUACUUUCUUUAAUCCAGUCUACCUCACGAGGUUGUUGCAAGGGUAAACAGAGGUACAUAAGAACCACGGGUUGCUACCCCUGAGCUCCUUGGAGGGUGGGAUAAAAAUAAACGAAUUCUCUUGAAAUGGCUUGACAGUGGGUUUGAUAGUAGAUUAUUUUCUCACAAACCUACCAGCCUGGCAGAACUGCAGUGCACACUUUUGCACUCUGAAAGUAAAGAUGACACUACCAGAUAUGAACCAUUUUAUCAUUUCAAAAAAACAAAAACAAAAAAACCGGAACACUCCCAUGUCUGUUAUCUCCCGCUGAUGCUCUUCUGACCUUUGUGAAACUGUUUGUGAAACAACAUUGGAGGCUUUCUAGGAUGACUUUGCUGAAAUGGUGUCUCACUGUUUUUCAUUUAUUUUGUUUAAUAGUUUCUCCUUAUGUGGCUCAAAUUAAAUUUGUGGCUUUUGUUUUGUUACAUUGCUGCAGAUAAGAAAUCCCAGUUGAGGAAGUUCCAAUUAGUCAUGACUUCUCACAGUUCUGCCCUCUCCACUACAAAUUAAUGGGAAGAGAGGGGCAUGUGUGCGCGCUUGUCUAGUGAUUAUCUCUAAGCAGUUAAAAUGGCUUAAAACACUGUGGUCCAGCAAGAAGAGUUCACUGAUCCAUGAGUGCUUGGAGAUGCAGUUCCUAUAGUAACCGAAGUCUGGUGUCUUAAGUAGCUGAAAUUAAUAGUAAUACGGGGAAACUAUGGUCCUUUGCUAUAGGAGACUCAUAAACAUACAGUGGUACCUCAGGUUACAUACGCUUCAGGUUACAUACGCUUCAGGUUACAGACUACACUAACCCAGAAAUAUUACCUCGGGUUAAGAACUUUGCUUCAGGAUGAGAACAGAAAUCGUGCUCCAGCAGCACAGCGGCAGCAGGAGGCCCCAUUAGCUAAAAUGGCGCUUCUGGUUAAUAAGAGUUUCAGGUUAAGAACAGACCUCCGGAACAAAUUAAGUACUUAACCCGAGGUACCACUGCAUAUCAGAAACACUGCAAUUCUCAGGAAUGUUUCCAUUCCUUCUUUCAUUUAAUUUUGAGUAUGCACAUAUUUAGGUAAUGGCUUAAGCACCGAGAAUUUGGGUCCUUUCACACACAACUGCUUUACCUGUAGAACUGCUUGUUCUCAUGUGCAUAGCAAGCAGCUUGCACUGACAAUUUUGCACCAGCAGCUAUUUGUCAUUUUGCGUGUCCUUUCUCAGACUUCAUUGAGAAGGGCUGCAGUUGUACAAUGAACCACCACCUUCUGCUAAUAGGAAGUGUACCAGAAGACUCCUUUGCAAUGAACAGGGAGCAGCUGCCCUGCGGCGCGAGAGCAAUCAAGUGUACUGACUCUUUAAUACUGCUUCAUACAUUACUUCUCCUGCCCCCCUCCCCCCAGCAUGUAUCAUGCUCAAAAACACUGCUAUUUUUAUAGACAGAGAGGUGCCAGAACUCACCAUGAACGCCUCCCUUGUUCUGUUAUAAUGGCAAUGGCACCCACCUGAGAGGUGCCGGAACUGAGUUCUGGUGAGUUCCCCGAAAAAAAAGCCCUGCUCAAAACAUAAUGCAUCGGGAAUCUUGUGUCGUUGGGCCCAUAUAGGAGGACCCAGCCCUUUGAUACAGAACACUGUCAAUAGCCUUACAUUGCAUUCAAGUGGCAAAAUUCAUACAAAAUGUUUUUAGAGGUGUCUAGGUGAAGUUGCCUCUAAACCUGCAAGUAGGCCUUUUGCAUUCAGAACUGCACUCUAGAAUAAAGUAGAUAUUCAAUAAUUAGAAUGCAUCAAUACACUGAAAAGUAAUUUUUUAUAUGAAGUGUUUUUUAAAAAAAUCAGAAAGUUCUGGAGAUUAGAGGAAUUUUCAGCUGCUUUCCUGAUCUGCUUGCUUUUAAUCUCAAGAAGAUACCUUCUUUUUUCCAAUAAUCUCCAUUUGAUGUUAUUAAUGUUGUGCCAGAGUCAAUUUUAAGUGUCCUGGUAGCAGUUUGAUGAUUAACUUGUUCAAGAUUAUUUCUGCACUGUUUGCAUUGCCUGCAGGAUAUCAGCUUAAACCAAGUGUGCCUGUGCUAUUAUAUCUGUGUGUUUAUUUUCAGAUAUGGAGCCGCCUAGAAUCCAGUGCCCAAGUGUAAAGGAGAAAACGGCAGAGCCCAAUAAACUGACAGCCAGAGUGUUCUGGGAAACCCCAGAGGGAAGGGACACUGCAGAUGGCAUUUUGACAGAGUGAGUGAAAAUGUGUGAACUAACUAAUGCAUAUAAAGACAUGGGUUGGAUUUAAUACACAGUCACUCCUGGAAAUUUGUAUGUGCCCACAGAACUUGUAUUUCAAGUGUUCAUGGUCUGUUUGCUACAGGCAGAGCAAAUCCGGCUGCACAGGUGAUUUCUGAUUCAGGGGUUGUGCUUCAAGCAGUAAAUCUACAGAUAAACCUCCACAGGGACAGUGUUUGUUCUUGGUUAUAUAUGUAGCAUUCUGUUAUAUUUGCUGCCAGUGGGCAAUUUUGGAAAAGGAUAUAUUGCACUGCUAUAAUCAGAGCUGCAAACUGAACAUUAAUCUUCUAAAUUGUAUUCCCUAAAAGGUCCUGUCUCUGCAACAAUAAUAAUUAUUGUUUGCAACGUUUUCUUUCUUUUUAGUGUUAUUUUGAAAGGACUACCACCAGGAUCACAUUUUUCAGAGGGAGAUCACAAGAUCCACUACACUGUGUUUGACAGAGCCGGGAAUAAGGGAACGUGCAGAUUUUAUGUUAAAGUUAAAGGUAAGAACAUUUGCUGUUGGGGUUGGGGGAAGCACGGGCAUCAAAGUUAGGCCCUAUUUAUGUAUAUCUUACCUGGAGCAUGGCUGCUGCUGCUGCUGUUGCUGCUGCUUUUGCAGUUUCUCUGAUGGUAUUCGGUGUAUGUGAUCUUCCUUAACCAGGUGGGUACAAGAUGUAGACAAUGCCAGGAGGUUGUGGCAUCAGUCCAUUAUACUUCCUGAUGUGGGAAUAUAUGUAAAAUCAUACGCCUCUAUUCAAUUUUCCUAAGCUAGGGAACUGCAAACUUGCCCCCACUUUGUAUUUAUUUAUUUUUAGAUGCCAGGUGAAAACUGUUCCCUUUUGGGGGGGGACAGGCUUUUGGAGGCUGAUAGGUGAAAUAAUUUCUGAGUUUUGAUUGUUUUAAUCUUUAUUAUGUGUUAUAUUUUGUGUUGCCUUAAUUAGGUGUCAAUCACCCUGUGACCAUUUUCGUGAAGUGGAAAUAUCUUAAUAAGUACAGUGGUACCUCGGGUUAAGAACUUAAUUCGUUCUGGAGGUCUGUUCUUAACUGAGGUACCACUUUAGCUAAUGGGGCCUCCUGCUGCUGCCAUGCUGCCGGAGCACAAUUUCUGUUCUCAUCCUGAAGCAAAGUUCUUAACCUAAGGUACUAUUUCUGGGUUAGCGCAGUCUGCAACCUGAAGCGUCUGUAACCUGAGAUACCACUGUAAUUAAAACUAUGUUCCACAAUUUUUGAAGAUAGCUAGGCGAGAGGUGCCAAAAAGAGCCCUUGUGAAUGGUUCCAUCUUCACCAGUUUGAGUUCUACCAGGGUAUGUCGCUGAUAAGAGCGGCUACGAAUAAUUAGUGGAAUGCCCUUGGUUUUAGUGUUGGAGGAAGCAUUGCUUAAGAAAUGGCUUAUACAUACAGAAUAGCCUGUCUGAGAGUUAGAUGUUCAAGAUUAGUGACUGAUGCGCAACUGGAAUUGUUCACACUUUGUUACUACUGCUGCUGCUGCCAUUACCCUUCACCAAAUUGGGCAUUUUGCAAAAAUAAAUAAAUAGCAAUACUGUUGUUAAAAUCAUAACAUUAAAAUCACAGAACCAACCAAUAAGAAAAUUAGCACCACAAAAGUACUGGGCUGUUUGGCACAUAGCAAUGUCUUCUGCAGAGUCUGGUUAUGCAAUGGCCCCUGCUUGGGCAGUGGAACAGAGCAGCCCCCUUGCUAUGUAUACUUUGGAAAAACAGGCAGAGAGCCGGACCCACAGUUCUAGCUGUUGUGCCACUAAAUGGCUGUUGGGGGAAGUCUUGUGCCACUGGAUGAGCAAGAGGAAAUUGGUAAUAUAGAGGUUGUAUUAGAAGCUAUGGUGCUUGCAUAUUGUAGCAAUUAGCAUUAUUCCAUUCAUUAGCAAUAGACUGUGCUAGGUCUAAACUCUGCCAUGUUGAUGUAGCAUAAGCUCAGGGCUAUUAACAAUAUAAGGAAUAUCUGGCUAUACCAUGCAUCAGUUAAUGUAUGUGAAUGACACACCUGUGUGUGUUAAUGAAUCUAUAUGUCAAACUGAUUAUAAAAUCAAAAGAUGCUGAUGUCUCUUGAAGGCUAAAAAAACCAAAGCCCAUGCAAUUGCAUUUUCAUUUCAUAGAAGUGAUGUAUUAGGAGAUAAAAUGACUCACUGAGUGCUCCUCAUUUUGUGUUUACAGUCAGACGUUGUGGGAAACUGAAUGCUCCAGAAAAUGGCUACAUAAAAUGUUCUGGUGACGGGGAUAAUUAUGGCGCAACCUGUGAAUUUUCCUGCAUUGGUGGAUACGAAUUGCAGGGAAGUCCAGCACGAGUUUGUCAGUACAAUUUAGGCUGGUCAGGAACGGAGCCAACCUGUACACGUACGUAAUGAAUAAUUCCAGUAAAAGAGCAGCACGUGGGGUGGCAGGAUGAUGUGUAUUGUGGGAAGACUUGCUUAGCACAAACAUUGUAAUUGUUCCACAUGCUUCAACACUUUACAAUUGUUCACUGGGUUUUGGCUAGCAAGCUGUUUAUGCAGGGUUAAGCAAAUGAGAUGUUGCUAAUGAAUAAUGAUCUCCGUGUUAUAAAGCUUACCUGUCUAUUGAAGAUGACAUGAGAUACAAAUCUGUGGCUAAGCCUGAAUGCAGUAUUUUAUUAUGUUAAUGCCAAUACAUUUCUCACUUUUUCCAGAGGUGUUCAGUCACCCUGACCCACAGAAGCUUGUGGGAAGUUGCAUAAAUGCAGUGAGGCUUUUAUGCUAUUUCCUAAUCACCAGUUUUAUAUUCCCCAUUACAAGCUGUUUUAAAAACUCAUAUUCAUGUUUAGAAACAGCUUGCAAUGUAGCAUUAGCAGGCAAGGGUGCUGGGGAGCUCUGCCUGGAUAUGAAAAAGAAGCAGCUUUACUUAACACACACAUUAAAGAGCUGUCUGUGCUACAUCCAUUAUAUACGGAUUUCCUUUCUCUGGCUUGAGAUUUCUUUGCAUCUCUCUCCUGUUCUCAUUCUAUUGAUCUCUUUCUCUUUCUUGAUAGGAAUUGAUUACUAAACAUCCGCCCACAUUCUCCUGCCAACUCAAAACAUGUGCAGAUUUUGCAAAGUAGAUACCACUUAGCAUCUGGAAGAAGCAGUAAUUUGUUGCAGGUUGUGAGUGAAAAGAUUUAAGUGUGAUUCUUUUCCUGUAUUCUGGCUGCUAGAUCCAAGAUACUUGGCAAGAUAUGCAUGCAGAGCACUUAAGUAUUAUGAACAUCUGUAUCAUUAAUGGCUAGCAGACUUCCUAAGAGCUGUGUGUAGCAGGGAGGAGCCCAAGCCAGGCACCAGGUUUAACCCUCAGCAUGGCUAGCUAAAAUAUCUUAAAGGAUAGGAAAAAUCUUGCCUCAGAUUCUGGAGAGGUGGUACCAGAAAGAGUAGAGAAACCUUUGAUGAGCCAAUGGUCGUAACUCAGUAAAGGUAUUCUCAUAAGUUUAGAAUAUGAUGCACCAAUAUGCCAGUAUAAUGUCAUAAUAUUUGGCAUAACUUAAUGUUGUGUGCAGAGGUAGCAUUGCGUCCAAUCCCUAAAAUGUGUUCCAGUAAUCACAGGCAUUGGCUGGGUGAUUGUGCAUGAAACAGGCUUCAAGGACCCCACUCACUCUGUGAGCCUGUGUGGUGUCAGGUCAAGACUUCUCUUGAUUGAAUGCUUGCCUUAUUUGAAUCUCUUGAAGCCUUCUAGCUUCUGUUGGAUGUGGCCUUCUAGCUUCUGUUGGAUCAUAAUUCUCAUCAUCCCUGAUUUCCUGGCUAAGUCUGAUAGACACUGGAGUCCUACAACAUAUGGAAGUUCACAGUUUGCCUGCCCAUGUCAAAGUCUGCCUCAUGAACUAAUGACACAAAUAGGUGGGGGAUUAGUUAUUCAAAGUUUUCUGUUGCUGUUAAGAAUUGAGCUACCAUUUAAAACCUUGGUGUUGAGUUGAGAACAUUCUUGAUUCUUUUAAUCUGCUCUGUCCCCUUUUGGCUUCCAUGACCAAAUCAGUUGCCAUUAUCUCCAGCUGCUUAAGGUUGAAAACAGGUCUGUUAUGAUGAUUAUCAUCUUCUUGCUUGUAAUUUCAGCCAUGAACAUUAAUGUUGGUGUGAGGACCGCAGCAGCCCUCCUGGACCAGUUUUAUGAGAAACGGAGGCUGCUCAUUAUAUCCACUCCGACUGCAGCCAAUUACUUCUAUAGAUUGCAAUUGGGAAUGCUGCAGGUGAGGCACAGCUCCACUUUAGCUCCCAAAAUAGUGUAGAUGAACCGUGUCUUUAACAGUGCAUUAACUUUUAUGUCUCGAGAGACCCUAACAUUACAGAACCAUAAUAAUAAGCACACAUUGCAGAAACUCCCAUUACGAUUAAUCCACUUGAUGUUUAUCUCCAAUUCAUAUCUUGAUUACUUUAGCCAGCGCUGUGUGGUUUAGAUCUCCGGCACAUGACCGUGAUUGAGUUGGUUGGAGUCUAUCCAGCACAGCUGGGAAGAAUAGGCUUGAGACUGAUGCCUCCUGCACUGGCUUUGCAACUCAGGUAAAUUAAAAACUCUCUUUGUUGAUAAUAAUCCAGAAUUGUUCCCCCACCCCAAUAUUGCCCUUUAAUGUCUUGAUUGCAUUUUUAGGGAAGCACAAUAUUUGUUUAAAAUAAAACUGAAUGUGAGAUUCCCUUGAGCAAACAGCAUCCCUGAACAGAAAUUCUGCAUGAGUUGAAUUCUGCAUGAGUUGGAGAAUAUUUCUCAAGGAGACGUGGUGCAAAUUUUAUAAUCACCAAGCAGUGUAUAGAAAGAAUAUGCCUGUUCUGAUGUUUAAUCUUGCAAUCCAUUUUUCUGAGGCAGAGCUCUGCCUUAUACCAAUUACUGUGUCCUCCAGCCCACAUAAAAGCCUGCCUUUGUAGACUCAAAAGUUAUAUGAUAAACAGCUACAUUACCGUACAUGCUUCUUCCAUGGCAGGUGGAGGUGGAAAUGCUGCUCUACUUAUUACAGGUCUGGAGUCUACAGAGGAUGCGCUUUUCCUAUGCUUAGAGCUGUACAAAUGGGAUGUUCAAAUUGCCACUAUAUCAGGGUGGCAAACCUCUGGCCCUCCGAUGUUGCUGGAGUCUAACUCCAGCCAUUUGACCAUUAACUACAGUGGCAGUUGGACCCAACAUCAGGAGCGCCCCAGGUUAGCUACCACAGUAAGGGGAUCAGCUGCUUCAUUCCACAAUUGAGCGUCAUAGCUCAUAUUGAUAAACCAGGACAUAAUUGGCAGGAUCAUGCUAUUGUUGAGUCCAAACCCUAUUUCCACCUAUUGCAAGGGAAACCAGUUGUUGUUCUACUUUUCCUCAGCACAGAUGUGUUGCACAAGGUCAGUUUGCACUGUGUUUCAGAGUUAGGGUCUUUUCUGCUCCUAGGAAUGUAGUGGUCCCACUAAGCCUGUACCAGUCAUUUGGAAGAGUAGGGAAAUGAUGGAGUUUUCAGCACUGCAUCAGUGGCUGGUGAAGGGCAGGCUGCCCAACACAGUGAUAAAAACAGAAGGCAUGGUCCUUCUGGAAAAAAACACACCAGUGGACAAAAUAUUGAGCAACUUUUAUAGAUGUAACACGAUAACUUGUGCAAGAUUGACUGUAGCAGCUUUCAUUCCAAGAUUGGACAGUUGUCUUUUUAAUUCAUGGUCUAAAUUGUAUAUUGACUGGCUGGCUGUGGCUGAGAGUCCAGUUGUACAUAAUCUUUGACUUUAAAAAAUAUCUGAAAAAAAGGGGUUGUUCUUUCUCAUACUUCAUUGCAAUGGAUAGUUAUGGCCAUACAGCAGCGGAGCAUGUCUUCAUGGUGCCCAGGGUGCAGGGAACACAACAGGGCAGGUAUAUGUCCUUCAAUCAGUUAGGAUUGGACUGAUUAGAAGGGUACCUGCUAGGCCCACGCUGCUUUGCAAAGCUCGGAUGUGGGUUCGGACUUUCAAAGCAGCAUGGGGCUGGCAGGGGCAGCGUGAGGAGCAAAAGGUGCUCAGGGCAACGGCCUAUGCUACACCUCUGUGACCAUACAUGUAAUGUAGCUGCUUAUUUUAAAAGCAAACCAACUGCUUCUCUCUUCAUAUUGUCAGGUUGUUGCUCCGCAUUCCCCACUAUAACUUCAAUAUGGUGGUGGUUGAUAAACAUGGUGUGGACAAAGAACGAUAUCCUUUCCCAGCGACUCCUGCUGAGCUCUUUGCGCUCAUUGAUACUUUCCCUUUGAGAAAAGAAGAAAUGAAACUGCAAGCAGAAGCUGGCCAGUCCUGUCCCUGAGCCUGGAUUACAGCCAUUCGCGUGGCGGUAUGUUGCUGCCCUCCCUGCCCUCUGGUGCUACUACACAAAGCAUGGUAUUAGGGAAGUCACUGAUGUACAGAUUCUUUUUUUAAAAAAAAUGAAUGUAUGUUUGUGGUUAGCUUUGUGAGUGUGUUGUGGAGCUUCCUUUCUUUAGCAUUUUACAUACUGCCUCUUCACUAUUUCCAGAGAUUUCUAAGAAAAUCUAUAGAAGAGAAUGAAAAUAUCAAAUUACCUUGGUUAGGUUUCCAGGAGUGCCUUUGAACGCUGCUCCCUGUGUAAAUGUUUCCUUUUCUUUUUACAGAUCUUUAAUAAAGAUGUUGUUUUGCACUUUAUGGUUUUAAUCUUAAGCAUUUGGGUAUAGUGUAACUACAGACAAUGCAAAGGCAUUAUAUUUAAGAUACUCCCAAGGAAUGGAGGCAAAGAAAUAAAUAGAGAAUUAUGUCUUGAUUAUCAAACUUCAUUUCGCAAAGUUUAUAAUUAGUAGCUGCAGCUUCUCUUUUCUGGCUAUACUCCUUCAUUCUGGGGCAGGGCAUAAGGCAGGAACUGCAGCCUGUGGCUUAGUUUGUUUUCUAAUUUACCAAAGAAGUAAUGUCGUUAACCAUUUUUAAAUGUUGUUCCCACAACUUUUUGUCUUGCAAAUGUUUGGGGACUACAGCUCCCAUCAGCCAUGCAUGACAAAUGCUCUGGGAUGAUGGGACUAGGCCUUGGCGAUGUACUGAU